CCGUUCGUCUCCGUGCUACAAAAUCAGCGAACACUGCGCUCCGCUGACAAUGACGCCGCCGUAGAAACAACCACAACAGACCAUAGCAGAAGCAGCAGCAGCAGCAGCAGCAAUGGGGGUGGUGACAAUUCGAGUUGAAUACUGUGGUAAUUGAGGGUACGAACCCCGCUAUCGGGAGCUCGCCCUCGCUGUGAAGGAUGAGUUUACCGAUGCGGAUGUGUCAGGCUUCGUGGGAAGAAAAGCCAGCUUUGAGGUUGAAAUCAACGGGCAGGUGAUCUUCUCCAAGCUGGAGACAGGAGGGUUUCCAUAUGAGGAUGAUAUCAUGAAUGCAGUCCAGCAGGCACACGAUGGUAAACCUGUAGGGAAGAUCACCAAAAGCAGAGCGCCAUGCGUGAUCAUGUAAACCUUCCUCAUACCUGCAGCGUCAAGACAGGCCAGUUCACCUGUAUACAGAAAGCCACCUCUGGUCCACUCUGUUAAUACGGGCUGAGAUAAAACAUCACCUACUGCUGUCUUUGACGCAGAGCACCAAACGUCUGGCUCCUCCUCUCUGUUCUUAUUGUGGUUCUCCGGGCUGUUAAUGAUUAUUGUAGCCUAAAAGCUUUAAAGGUUACAGUAUGAUGAAUCCAUUCCUGGAAGUCCCUUUAUAAUAAGAGCGGAGAAGAUGCAGAAGAACAGCUGAAGGGAGUUCACUUUUCUGACGGCUUCAUUGCCUGGCAUUCUUUUACUGCCUAAUUGUUGUUUGUCAAGUCUUUGUUUACUGAUCUCACAUGCAAUUACCAUUUCUCAAUCAAUGCAAUGAGCAUGCAAAGCAGUUACAUAUGAUAUUAAAAGGGAGACUGCCUCUGUACCGCUCUACUCUGGAAAUAAUCUGUUUCUGAAGCAUUUUUCUAACUAUUUCAAACCAACAUUGCUGCAAAAGUUGAAGCAACGUUCUAUCAUUUGAUCUUUGGAUGCAAAUUUAUUCUAAAAAAACAGUUUCUUUUCUUGUUUGUGUGUUUUUUUUUCUUUUCUUUUUUCUUUUUAAUCCUGUGUAAUAUAAAGGUACCAGAGCGAUCAUCUAGUGCUUCUGAAGACCACUGCCCACUGGUCUGUCAGCUCACACUCACAUUGGUUGUCUGCUCAUUUUGCCACACAACUCCCAUCUGUCCACUCAGGUGUCAAAACUGACUUUGAAUAAAAGUUAUGAUUCUUUCA
Centropristis striata (black sea bass) is the source of this 1197-nucleotide messenger RNA. It is a transcript of the gene mien1, whose product is annotated as selenoprotein W, 2a. The transcript is spliced from 4 exons. Gene Ontology annotation, biological process: positive regulation of filopodium assembly; negative regulation of apoptotic process. The record is from RefSeq and is a predicted model, not a curated record. NCBI's taxonomy places the organism in Eukaryota, Metazoa, Chordata, Actinopteri, Perciformes, Serranidae.